Messenger RNA from Acanthaster planci (crown-of-thorns starfish), 3773 nucleotides. RefSeq lists its product as uncharacterized. The record is from RefSeq and is a predicted model, not a curated record. NCBI's taxonomy places the organism in Eukaryota, Metazoa, Echinodermata, Asteroidea, Valvatida, Acanthasteridae.
CAUACACAAACUUUGAACUGCUUUCGUAGUUUCAGGGCCCAUCGAGCCAAAUAAUAAACUGCAGCUCAGAAUGAUCUGGUACAUGAGGAAUUCUGAGGAAUUCUGAUUCUGUAAGCGAAGACAAGUUGAGUAUUUUUGCCGAAACAAAAAUAGAUGGGCAACGGAUUGACAGGUAGCCUAGAUGUUCUAAAUUUCACGGGAGAAAAUAUGAAAUAUUAGCAUGGCGCCAUCGGAUAUGAAAUGCCAUCUGCAUGAUCUGGUGAUAUAGUUCUCUAACAGUGAUAACCUUCUAGACAUCCAUACAGCAAGAUGAAUCAGUUUGGAUGGGUCCCCAGCUUUGCAACACUUGUCAUUACUGUCCUUCUACCAGUGCUGAAUGCUGUCAAUAUCUCAGAACCAAAUCGGACAACACAACUCUAUGGACAAGAUUUUCUAGUUGCUGUACCACUAACCACUGGUUUACCAGAAGAGGGGUCUUUCCUUCAAAUCGCUUGUAUUUCUUGUCUAAGUUCAACAACCACAGGAACCGGUACCAUCAAUCUUCUAUCAGGAAACUUUUCGGACAGUUUCACCCUUGAUGCUGCACCUCCAAUCAUUUCUCUUUCGCUACACAUUUCUGCACUUGAACCUUUAGCAACUAACACCACUCCAGCUAUAUUCAACAUCACUGCAGAUGUCAACAUAACGGUGUCAGUUAUUGUCAAGGUCGGCGGAAGUCUGAGUGCCUUUACAGCAAUCCCUAGUGCAUCACUUGACAAGUAUUAUCUAGUAACUUCGCCGUAUAUGCACGAGGAUCAUUUGUCAGAGCUUACUGUUGUGGCUAUUCAACCAGACACAUCCUUUCAGUUUAGGCCAAACAUUAAUGUCACCGUUCGUGAUCAUGAGGAUAUUCCAGUGGACGCAAACUUCCACUUAGGAACUGGAGGAUGGUUGGAGUACCAGACAAGAAGAAGCUUCAUGGGGGGUCAUUUCCAUUCAGAAAUGCCGAUGCUAGGCAUUGUGGGGACACAUCUCACAUCACAUGAGCUUAGCUGGGUGCAGUCAUUAGAUCAGAUGUUCCCCUUACCAUCUUUGGGAACAAGAUAUACCGCAGUGCCUCUUAACUCCAUGGACAUCGGAAACAUUUUCCUUGUAGUUGCUAUCUGGAAAAACACUGACAUUACUUGGUAUUCAGGACGACACUCCACAGGAAACUAUCAACAUGGAAAUACCACUCUCAACAAUGGCCAGAUUUAUGAAAUUGCUAUUGGCAAGAACCAAAUAGGAUACAUCUGGGGAUCCAAACCAUUUCUUUUGCUUCACUACAUUGAACUAGGAAGCAUUGUUUUAGACACUGCUCUGGUGACAGUGCCACCAGCAGAGCAGUUCACAAAACAGGCUUUCAUAUUCUCCACUAUGUACACAAACUCUCCUGAAGUCAGCAACUACAUCAGUGUAAUGGCACCUUGUGAGUAUUUUGAUGAGAUUUUACUUACACCAAUACCCACCAAAGGUUCUGCUUUGAAAUUUGCGGAACGACCUGCAAUCAUUGAUGGAGACUUGUGUGGAGCCAUCAGGCCCCUUGAAUCUGGGGAAUACAUGAUCCGACCAAGUCCAGAUUUCCCAGAUGCUGUUUACUCAGCUAUAUUAUAUGGCAACUCAGACCGUGGUGUCUUCUCUUACAUUCUUGCCUCUGAACUUUACCAAGUCACCUGUAGUGUCAACAACUCACAGGUUCACCUAUGUACUGAAGUGAUCCGACCCUCUUUGACAACAACUGCUGCAUCUACUAUCGAGACUUCAACAGCGCCUAACAAAGACAAGAACAUUAGCAGUGGUACAGUAAUAGGAGCCGUUCUUGCAGCACUCAGUGUCACAGUUGGAUUGGCUAUUGUUGGUUACUGUGUGUAUCGCUACUUAAGAGUUCACCAUUGGAGACGCUUAGAUGAAUCAGAGUACAUGGAGGACAAUCCUCUUCGGAUGCAGUCAAUAACUGAUGGUCAGUCUACCUUUUGAAUCCAAUUUCAUCAGUAAGCAUUUCUGGACUGAGUAACUAAUGUUCCUGUAUAGUUUAUUUUAAUUUUUUAAACUCUCAUAACUUUGGACUUUUAAAGUGUUCAUUUUUAAGGAAUUUGAGGAAAAACACCCAACGAGGUCUUUAACCCACAUCUUUUCUCAAAAAGCCGACACUGUGCCAUUGAAUUUUUAAAAACAUUUUUGGAGGGGGGCUGGGAGAGGUGGGUAUGAGCUACACAGAUCUUUGCCUCGGUGGAAACAAAAUCAUCUGAAAAUUUGCAAUUGAAAAGAAAGACUGGAGGAAAUUUGGAAUGUUUUCCAAGUGAUUUAUUUGUAAAAGGUGGAAGUCCAGAUAUAAAUCUUGAAAGAUGAGCAUAAUGAGCUGUCCAACUUCACUGAUGUCAUAUUAUGCAGAUGUUACUUCUACUCAGAGUUACGAUUGAUAGGAGUGAUGUUCAUUUGUUUUAGCAUUUACAAACUGCUUCAUCAUUGAUGAUUGAUGCAUAAUUGGUGUUUGAUAUGUGUAAUUUGCUGUGUCUUUCUCUUUAUUUAGCUUUUUAUGCAAAAAGAAUUUAGAAUUUUUGCUUUUAUUACAAUUACAAAUUAUUGUCGCAACUGAAAUGCUAACAAAGUGUUGAUAAACAGAAAUAUUACUUUUGACUUGCCGUAACUUUAGGUAUAGUAUGCCUCAUGGCUAUUUCAGACUUUGAAUGUAUUUAUUUUCAGUCUUUUUAUGUCUUUCUUUUCUGAUGUUGACUUGUUAAAUCUCAAAUUUGUCAAUUUUAUAUGGACAGUACUUUCCAAGGUGUUUUUAACGUCAUGUUUUGUCUUUACUGUCAUUUGUGCACCGUGCUAUACAAAGUUGAUACAUGUAUGUAAAUUAUACUUAUAUACGUGUACGUACUGUACUGUACAUCCUACCAAUUUUUAUUAUGCAAGAAGUGCACUGAUAUGCAAUAAUACUGAUGAUUUGUCUUUAAAAAAAUUAUAUAUGGUGAUAAAUAAAUGAAAUAGUAAACCUUUCUGAAUAUUUUAAUUAUAUGCAAAAUAGGUUUAUGGGCUGCAUGCAAGCAUUGGUUUAAUUACAUUUUUAGUUGAGUGGAACUAUUUGUCAAUUCUAUGACAGAAAAAAAUACAUGUAUCCUUCAUCCUACAAAUAUAUCUGCAGUAUUAACCAUGAAACCAGUCAUGCAUUAUUUAAUAUCUGGAUGACAGCGACGACGAAAUGAAAUUAUUUCCUGGUGGAUCAAUGAAGCAAGUCCAUUUCCGCAUUUUCCAAGUCACUCUGUGGUCUGGCAUUCAUGGCAUUAGUAAUGAUUAACAGCUGGGCUUGUCUAAGUUCAUUAUGAACACUCAUGGUAGAAAACCACAUGAGCUUGUUGUAUGCACCAUGAUUUCAAUAGGAUCAGUACUUUACACAAAAUAAAUUAACUUGCAGCAAUAAUGGGCAGUCAUUACAUAUCCAUGACUACAUUAAAGGUUGGAUCCAUUUAUGUAGCCAAGGGUUUGAUUUUAUUCUAGUAAAUAAAAUUGUAAACAUUAAAUUACACAUGUACAUGUACAUGCAUGUAUAUAGGUUUUACACUAAGCAGAUUUCCAGUUUAUACUUUUCCUGCAUUGUCUUUUAUUUCUCUUUCUCAAAGCAUGAUGCAUUAACUACCAUUUACAUGUACUUCUGCAGUAAAGUCUUGAAAUAAACCAUCCUUUGAAAUUUGUAAUAUAACAUAGAGAUCAUUGGGAAAGGAAGCUUGAAAAUAAAUCAUGUUUGAAACAGGAAA